AUGUCUCAACUUUCUCGAUUUUCAGAUGCUGGUCCCUCGUCAUUUCUUGGGAGUGAUAUUCCUGACGAUUUUACAUCAUAUUCUAUGACAACGCCUGCUACCUCUCUUGCACAAGAUCAACCAGCAAUCUCCUUUAAGUCCUUUCUAUCUACGACCGACACAGGUUCUCCUAUCCCCGAAUCGUUACAACUGGUAGGGCCUGAUAGGAGAAAGUCCUGGGUUCUUUGGUCUGAAAUGAAUAAGGAUGAUUUUAUCAGAGACCCUCAAGUCAUGUGUAAACAAUGCGGGAAGACUCUUCCUCAUCCACAGAAGACAUCAAAUGGUACGAAUUCUAUGAAACGACAUUUGAGUGGAGCAAAGUGCGUGAAAGCAGCAUUUGAUACUACUCAGCAACAGAACAUCCAAGAAUCCCUCCAAUUCGCAACAAUAAAAGUAUUCAAUGACGAAGAUUGGACUCAAACUCAAAUCGAACUGAUUGCAAAUUCACACCUCCCAUUCCAAUUUCUCGCACACAAAGGCCUUAUCAAUCUGAUUCAAUAUGCCUGUCUGGCUCCCACUAUGCCGAAUCUACUCUCGCCAACUACCGCUCGGCGUCAGCUUGGACUUCAAGUCAAGAGGAGACAAGCAGAAAUUCUGUCCUAUCUCCCACCUGGUGCAAAGAUCUCAGUAGCUCUUGAUUGUUGGACCUCACCUUUCCAGCAAGCAUUUAUAGCAAUAACUAGAUAUUUUAUCGACAAGAAUUGGCAAUAUCGUGAGAUUCUUCUAGGGUUUGAGCCUCUCUAUGAUCGGCAUACCAGUAUAAAUCUUAGUGCGGUUUUAUUAGAGACACUUCAGCAACAUGACUUAGUUGACCGUGUACUGGCAUUGACAACUGACAAUGCUUCAAAUAACAAAACCCUACUACGGGCGUUCAAUGACGCAAUCGAGUCCCCAGAUAUCCCAGAGGAGCUUCGUCUUGUACGCAUACCCUGUCUGGCUCAUGUUAUCCAACUUAGUCUCAAGGACUUGUUAUGCCUUAUGAAAGUGAAUCUAAAAAAUGAUAAUCCGGACCAAGCCUGGUCAGAUGAAGAAGCAGAGCGACUACGGCAAAUCCGGAGAGAAAAGGGCAUCAGUUAUACACUAGCCAAAAUACGUGGCUUGGCUAUUUUUAUCAAUGCUAGCCCCUAA
Talaromyces stipitatus ATCC 10500 is the source of this 1167-nucleotide messenger RNA. RefSeq lists its product as uncharacterized. The transcript has 4 exons. The record is from RefSeq and is a predicted model, not a curated record. The coding region runs from base 1 to 1167 and encodes 388 amino acids. NCBI's taxonomy places the organism in Eukaryota, Fungi, Ascomycota, Eurotiomycetes, Eurotiales, Trichocomaceae. Gene Ontology annotation, molecular function: DNA binding.